Molecule: messenger RNA, 2820 nt
Organism: Oncorhynchus tshawytscha (Chinook salmon)
Lineage: Eukaryota; Metazoa; Chordata; Actinopteri; Salmoniformes; Salmonidae
Product: disks large homolog 4-like
Exons: 17
Coding region: 631-2685 (684 amino acids)
Biological process (GO): AMPA glutamate receptor clustering; postsynaptic neurotransmitter receptor diffusion trapping; chemical synaptic transmission
Cellular component (GO): neuron projection; postsynaptic density membrane; neuromuscular junction
Molecular function (GO): kinase binding
Source: RefSeq, a predicted model, not a curated record
UAACGUGCACAAGAUGAGGAGGAGAGGAGAAUAAACCGACCGGAAUAGAGAUGCAGCCUCGCGGACUGAUGAACGGCUAAACGGCUGUGUCAGCUGGUGUUGUCCUUACCGGGAGAAUCUAACGUUUACAUCACGAGUCCGUCCGUUGACAGACACACGGAAGGAAUCUUGCGCUGUGAAGGGAAUGAUUUCGCCUUCUGACUCCUCUCUCCCCGCGGUCGGUAGAGAAGAGGGGAACUGCAUCCAGUCACGACCAACCAUGGAGCCGGUUACAGUUCAACGGGACUGUUGUUUGUUUGAUUGAUUGGAGCUGAAACUCCGAUCUACUGAACCGACAUUAGACCGGCAGGGUUCGAGAGAAGAGCAUUUUAGACUGAAUAGUCUACAUGGCUCAUGGGACUAUUCGGUUUAACGGUUUUUAAUUAACGUGGUUUUAAUUUUUGGGGACCAAUCUGUUCCCUCGUGUAUCCUCGAUUUCAGCUGAAUCGGUAACGCGCGCAUCGUGUUAUUUAUGUAAUAUAGAGGAUAUUUAUGAACCUCCCCUGCGCGUGCCUCUCCCGGGUUUGUAAGGUGCUAUCUUGGUGAGCUGAGCUGAGCUCGCGGGGCUCCGGUAAGGCUCCGGUAGGCGGGAUGUUUGUGUCGGUGUGGUACGCUAAGAAGAUGGGCCGCCGGUUUAUUCAAAACGUCAGGAAGGCCAAGAAACAACGACAGCGGAUGAUGAUGAAUGGAUCAGAGGGAGAGGUGGAGUAUGAAGAGAUGACACUAGAGAGGGGUAACUCUGGUCUAGGAUUCAGUAUAGCAGGUGGAACAGACAACCCCCACGUUGGAGACGACCCGUCUAUCUUCAUCACCAAGAUCAUCCCUGGAGGAGCUGCCGCACAGGACGGGAGGCUCAGGGUUAAUGACAGUGUGAUACUAGUAAAUGAUGUUGACGUUCGUGAGGUGACACACAGCUUGGCUGUGGAAGCUCUAAAGGAGGCGGGGCCAGUUGUUCGUCUCUACGUCCUCCGGAGGAAGCCACCCAUGGAGACCGUCACACAACUCAAACUCAUCAAAGGACCUAAAGGUUUGGGGUUCAGUAUAGCAGGUGGACUAGGGAACCAGCAUGUACCAGGUGACAACAGUAUAUAUGUGACUAAGAUCAUCGAGGGAGGAGCGGCCUGUAAAGAUGGACACCUACAGAUAGGCGAUAAGAUACUGGCUGUGAACCAGGUGUGUUUAGAAGAUGUGAUGCAUGAAGACGCAGUAUCAGCUCUGAAGAACACAGCCGAGGUGGUCUACCUGAGAGUAGCCAAACCUUCACAUCUCUACACACCUGACCAGUACAGUCCCCCUGACCUCACCUCGUACAUGGACCCAGACGUGGGCCCUAACUACCUAGAUUACCCACAAUCCUCUCUGCCGCCGCCCUCGCCACGACGCUACUCACCCAUACCGCAUGGCAUGAUGGGAGAAGACGACAUCCCCAGUAGAGAGGCCAGGCGGGUGUGUAUCCACCGAGGGUCGACUGGUCUGGGGUUUAACAUCGUUGGGGGAGAAGACGGAGAGGGAAUCUUUAUCUCCUUCAUCCUGGCUGGAGGACCGGCUGAUCUCUCAGGAGAGCUACGCAAGGGAGACCAAAUCAUCAGCGUGAACGGUGUGGAUCUCAGACAUGCGACUCAUGAACAGGCUGCAGCAGCUCUGAAGAAUGCUGGACAGACUGUUACUAUCAUCGCUCAGUACAGACCUGAGGAAUACAGCAGGUUUGAGGCUAAGAUUCACGACCUGAGAGAACAGAUGAUGAACAGUAGCAUGAGCUCUGGGACCCUCCGAGCCAACAGGACCUUCUAUGUCAGGGCCCUGUUUGACUAUGAUAAAACAGCAGACUGUGGGCUGUUGAGCCAGGCAUUGGGCUUUAACUUCGGGGAGGUGCUCCAUGUGACUGACUGUAGUGAUGAAGAGUGGUGGACUGCUAGGAGACUGGGACAACAGGGACAACUGGAAGAACUAGGGUAUAUACCUAGCAAACACAGGGUGGAGAGGAAGGAGUGGUCUCGUAUGAAGAAUAAGGACCGCAGCAGCUUUGUUCAGAGCUAUGAAACUGUUACACAGAUAGAAGUCCACUAUGUGAGGCCUAUCAUUAUACUGGGUCCUACUAAAGACAGAGUGAAUGAUGAUCUUCUCUCUGAGUUUCCUGACAAGUUUGGUUCCUGUGUUCCACACACGACGCGGCCUCAGAGGGAGUAUGAGGUGGAUGGGCGGGACUACCACUUUGUGUCGUCAAGGGAACAGAUGGAGAAGGACAUCCAAUCACAUCACUUCAUAGAGGCGGGUCAAUACAACAGUCACCUGUAUGGAACCAGCGUUCAGAGUGUCCGCAUGGUCGCAGAGCAGAUGGGGAAACACUGUAUCUUAGAUGUAUCAGCUAAUGCAGUGAGGAGACUACAGGCAGCUCAGCUUCAUCCUAUUGCUGUCUUCAUCAGACCAAGAUCACUGGAAAAUAUACUUGACCUGAACAAGCGUCUGACAGAGGACCAGGCCAGGAAGGCUCUGGACAGAGCUGUCAAACUGGAACAAGACUUUAUAGAAUGCUUCUCAGCUAUUGUGGAAGGGGAGAGUUUUGAAGAGGUUUAUCACAUGGUGAAGACUGUGAUCGAAGAGCAGAGUGGACCCUACAUAUGGAUACAAUCAAGAGAAAGACUAUAAAAGAGAGGAGCAGAGGAGAGGAGAGGAGCCUAUAUAUGGACACCAUCUAGGGAAACACUAUAGAGGAGAUUAGAGGAGAGUUGAGGAGAUGAGAAGAGAGGAGAGGAGAGAUUAGGAGAGAAGAGAGAGAGUUGA